UCAACAACCAGAUCAACCUGUGGUGGAAGCCGAAAGAAACAAUAACUUGGAUAACGUAGGCCCACCUGAUUCAGAAUUAAUAGAUUGCGAAGAUUUGAAUACCAAUGAAAGAUAAAAAAAGACGAAGAGACAGCCAGAAAAUUGGCAAAAACAUGUGAAAAAAGGUUUGAAGAACACAGGAAAGUCUUACCAAACAUUUAAAGGAAGGACAAUACCCGCUAAAAAACUAAGAACUCCAUGUUCAACUGAUUGUCGAUUGAAAUGUACGGAAAUAUGAAAAUUAAAGUUAAUGAAGAAAAAAGGUUAAUCAUUUUCAACGAUUUCUGGGGCAUUGGGAUCUAGGAAGACAGCGUUACUUCGUUGAUAGUUGUAUGGGAGUUGUAAAGCCAAAGUAUUCACUACACAAAGACGAUAGUAAACGAUCCCUGAAUGUGUCAUACAGUUUUACAAUAAAUUCAGAGGAAAUUCGAGUAUGCAAACGAUUCUUCUCAGCAACAUUGGACAUAGGACAUUCUUUUUUAUCUACAGUGAACAAAAAGAAAGCAGGAGCAUCGGGCGUAAUAUCUGAAGAUCGUAGAGGACGUCAUGGUAAUACAGGUAGAUGUUUAGCACAGGCUGACAAAGAUGGUGUAAGGGAACAUAUAAAUUCUUAUCCAAGAAAAGAGUCGCAUUACUGUCGGGCAAGUUCUACAAAAGAAUACCUUGAUGGUGACUUAAACUUGACUCUGAUGUAUCGGCAGUACAAGGAAUGGUGCGUUCAGAAUAAUAAGCCUAUUAUCAAGCAAGGCACCUAUGAACACAUUUAUCGAAACGAGUUUAACAUUGCAUUUCACAAGCCCAAGAAGGAUCAGUGUUCAAUUUGUUUGUCGUAUCAAAAUGCUGUUGGCGAUGAUAAGUUGCAACUACAUCAGACUUAUGAGAAACAUUUAAAAGAAAAAGAUUUGUGCAGAUCGGAAAAGCAAACAGACAUAGAAACAUGCAGAAAUGAUGCUAAUAAGAUAGUUUGUUGUUAUGACAUGCAGGCAGUUCUGCCGACACCAUGCGGGAACGAUUCCCUCUUUUUUUAUAAAAGAAGACUAAAUGUGUACAACUGCACCGUAUUUGACGUUGUAUCAAAAGCUGCCUAUUGCUACCUGUGGAAUGAAUCAUUAGGAGGAAAGGGUUGCGAUGAAGUUGGGACAUGUAUUUACAAAUUUUUGAAAGACCACUGUGUUGGAAAAAAUGUUUUAUUCUACACUGACAAUUGUUCUGCACAGAAUAAAAAUAAAUAUUUACUAAGCCUCUACCACUAUGCUAUCAAAGUUUUGGGUGUUGUGUCAAUAACACACAAAUACUUAGUUGUUGGACACACCCAAAACGAAGGUGACAGCUUGCAUAGCACAAAAGAACGGGAGAAGAAACGAAUACUGCAAAAUGGAUCUAUUUUUGUGCCAACACAAUGGAAAUCGGUUAUACAAUGCGCCAAGAAGACUGGAACUCCAUACACAGUACAAGAAUUAGACUUCAGUGACAUUCUCGAUUUAAAGGACCUAGUAACGCAGUUUGGUAAAAACUUCACAGUUAAUAAUGACGGUGAUCGUGUUGUAUGGAACGACAUCAAAAAAUUCUUCAUGCAGAUGACUUCCUCAUACUUGAUUUUUUAUAACGACACCUAUGAUCCGAAUGCAACGAUGAAGUGCUUAAAUGUGCGCAACAAAACUAGAGGCAGAGGUGCUGCAAAUGUUGAACUACAUCUACGAAAUAAGUGCCACCAGCGACCAAAGAUAUCAAGCCUAAAGAAAAAAGACUUGCUUUCUUUAUGCGACUCCAAUGUCAAUCCAAGAGUACACCGAGAGUAUUACUCAAGUUUGGAGGCUGGAGACAAUCAUAUUGAGCCCGAUGAGCACAACGAAAACAAUUAAUUUAAAGCACCUUAUUGAUUUAAGAUAAAAAACUGUUCUCUUUUUAUUUUUUAAAUUUUAGAUAAACCAUUAAGAUUUCUAAAUUGAUUGUUUUUUUUUAAUUUCCUUACUAGCUUAAUUAGAAAUAUUCCAAUUAGUUCUUAGAUUUUCAGGAAAUUUUCAGUUCAUUAUUGGAACAUUUCACAAAAAUACUGAUAACUCAAAAACUACAAAUGACAUCCUAAAUCUUAGUAACACACAAUAAACUUGGCUAUAAUCUGCAUACUGUUCAAUAAAUACAAAAACACAAAAUGAUCUCUAGUUAAAGUAAAAUAACAUUUGAAUAUUUUCAAAAACUUUAAACCUCAAUUACUCAGAACAGCAUCAUUUUGAAAUGUUCCACUACUGUUUCCGACCGACGAUAUAUUCGUUUCGCUCCUUGGGAAAUAUGUUAAUUCUACAAUUAACAUUUCGUUUAUAGUGGUAUUUUUUCCAUUAAGUUGAUUGAUUCGAUUCUGUACACCGAUGACCUAUGUCUCGAUGUAUCCGGUAAGCGAGUAGGUUUGUCACCGCAUUGGUAGGCGUCCCUCCUUUUGUCCUGAAGCCUCGACAGCAUCAACAUGUCUUGGAAAUGAUCUUAUCAUUUUUGCAGAAAAGGGUUAAGCUGCUUCGCUUUGGCACAGCUUAAAUAAGACCGGGCAGGCCCGGCCCAACGAGUGGACCGGGUGACGCGCCUCAGGGGGACUGCGCUAGGGUACUAGGCAGUCCCCAGACGUGGUGGCCUAUGCCGGAGCGGCACCUAGGACGCGCGGCUGGUCAGGCCGCUCCCAGACCACCUUAGGGCCGUCGAAGACCGGCAGUCACCGCUGCCUGCCUUCUUCAGCCCACCCGUCUACGCCAGAGAGGGGCGGCUAGAGCGUCCUCCCCCCGCUCCCUCUCCGCUGCCUCCUUCUGCGUCAUCACCGAUUCGCAGGAGGCGGCAACCCUCCAGGCUCUCUCGCUACCAAGCAUGGCUCUUACCAUACUUGGCAGCGUGAGGCCUCCUCCGCCGAGCGCCGCGGCGCUCAUCUCGGCCGUGUCGUCGGGAGAGGCGCAGUGAUGACACCGCGGCGUCUCCUCCCUACGGGCGACUCGGUGCAGGUAGUGACCGAAGCAUAAGAUCUUUUUUUUUUUAAAUUUUGAAUGUUCACACCGUGAUGACCUAAACCACAAUCUCAGCCUGAUGAUGCUUCGAUCCACGAGGGUCUAGACACGUGGACUCAAGCCAGGGCUGUUGCCUGUGCACCCGGGGGUUAAAAAGCUGCCCAUUGCCUUGUCAAUACCAUCGUCCAAGGGGAUGUGACCAUCUUGUGUCCGGAGCGCCCGUUGAUGUGGGGAUACCGCAUGGACAGUUUAACUGGAUAAACCGGGUAAUAUUAACACAUUUUGUAAACCCAUUUGAUGUAAGAUUAACAUUUAACUGAAUUAAAUUUGAUAUCCUUUGGCAAGUAAUUUGUAUUAGCAUACUUUGAUACCAUGAAAUAAAUGGAUGUGAACAUUUAAUGUGUGGACAUUUUCAUUUCAUCUGAAAUCGUUUGUUACUGUGUGCAUGGCGCCUCAUAAAUAAGUUUUGCACACAGUACUUCAGGCACGGUCUUAAUAAAACCCGCUCCCUAUUAACUUGCUCAACAUCUAGCCGACUGUUGCAAAUUAGCCGUAGCCAGGAAAAAACCAUUACAUUAACAGUGUUUUUGUUUAUGUAUCAUGGUAGAUCCGGCUAUGAUUUUUAUUAGUUUAUUAUUUGAUCCUUUUGCUUACAAUAACUAUCAAAAUCUUAUCCGGAAACGUUCGGAUAAAAACAGUUUUCAGGGAUUAAAGAUGUUUAAAAAAAUCGCUUAAAAUUGGAAAUGUUUUUUAGCGACUUCUAACAUAGUAUUUGUUUGUUUUAGGUAGAGAAGGUUAGGAGUAAGGAUUGUGACCCGACAGUACUUGUUUGACCGCAUGAAGAAGGAAAAUUUGCCUAAAUUGGAUGCCAAACUAAAUCAUCUAAAAGAUCAACUUUUGCCAAGUGAAGGUUACAAUGAAGACCAAAUUGUUAAUUUAAAACGUAGUUUUGCCCAUUUCAAAUCAGAAAUCAAACAAAGGUGGACGAAUGCUCAUCAUAAAGAAGAUAAUUUUAUAAAAUAUAACCAGUCUUGGCUGGAGGGUACUUUUGAAAUACCUGUUGCUAAGACUUUACAAAAACGGCCAGGUCGACCAUCGAAGUCGUUCGAAGACGCAAGUGAGAGGAGCAAAAGGCGAAAGACUGAAGAACUCAUAUCAUAAUACAUGCUGCGCAGCAAGAACUCGGAAAAUCUAAUAAAAAAGAUGCAUCAAAUGUCCUAAAAGAUAUCACCAGUACUCCGACAAGAGCAACCAAAUAUAAAAAAGCAUUUCAUCUUACGAAAUCCAGUAAACAGCAACCCUCCUUGACAAGCUUUGCAAAUGUUUGUAGAUGCCGAUUUGAGACAAGGACAGUACGAAAUUAUAAGAAAGACUAAUAAGAAGUUUUUUCCGUGCUAUAGCGCCUUGCAAAAAGCCAAGAAGAAAUGUUACCCACCUCAAGAAUCUUUUACAAUAACGAGUACCAGUGCGGAAGCUCAGUUACAGCCUCUAAUAGAUGUAAUCGUAUGGCGCUUAUCGGAGUACCUUGAAGAGGUAUUAAUAAACUUAAAGGAGAAAGAGCGUGAAUGCUUAACUAAAUAGGGCUGCGAUGGGUCCCAACAAUCACAGUUUAAGCAAAAACUAGAAAGUGAUACUGAUACUGACUCAAACAUAUUUCAAAGCUGCUUCGUGCCUAUUCAAUUAGUUAGUGGAAAUAAUAAUGAAAAAGUCCUAUGGAAUAAUCAAACACCCUCUUCGCCCCGAUUUUGUCGACCAAUAAGAUUCCGGGGUUCGUCAAGGAAACUAGUGAUGUCACCGAAGAGGAAAUAAGACACGUAAAAAACGCUAUCAGCUCUUUAGUCCCAACAGAGGUCGACAUAUCAGGGAAAAAGUUUUUAAUUAAGCACACUUUUAUAAUGACCAUGGUAGACGGAAAAGUGUGCAAUGCAGCUACAGGCACAAAGUCUACUAGUAGAUGCUACAUAAUGUGGAGCGACCUCGAAAGAUUUUAAUAAAUUGGACUUUACAAGAGAGGUGAAUUUUGCAGCCCUUGAAUUCGGCAUAUCAGUGUUACACGCAAGAAUUGGAAUUUUUAAAAGUAUCCUUCAUUUAGCGUACAAACUUAAAGUGAAAAAAUAUAGAGAAAGUAAAUCAAAAGAGGAGAAAGAUCUAGAAGAACAAACCAAAAGAGAAAUACAAGCAAGGUUUCGCUCUGAAACAGGUCUGAUAAUAGAUAUGCCUAAAUCAAAUUUCGGAAAUACAAAUGAUGGCAAUACUAGCAGAAGGUUCUUUGAGAACCCGAAAUUAGCCUCAGAAAUAACUGGUAUCAGUUAUGAAUUAAUUUAUAGACUGAAAGUCAUAUUGGAGGCA
This is a messenger RNA of Chilo suppressalis (striped riceborer), 5372 nucleotides long. The record is from the annotation of a GenBank genome assembly. Lineage: Eukaryota; Metazoa; Arthropoda; Insecta; Lepidoptera; Crambidae.